AUGCCCGCAACAACAAGCCCACCAUCACACCCCCAACACUGGGCGGGGGACAUCAACAGCUACUUGGCGGAAAACAAAAUAACCUGCAAAUCUGCAACUCCCAUCACAGCCGGCACGUCUUGCUACCUGUGGCGGCUGGACGGCUUCCACAGUCCCUUGCACCCGGCGCCAUCGCCGGCCGUGCUCAAGUGCGCCGACUCAACGCCCAAGUACAGCGACGACGCCGUCUCGCCCGCCCGUCUGGCCAUCGAAGUCCGCGCGCUCAACUCGCCCGUGGUGGCCGCCGCGACGGCAGCUGAGCCGUCGGUGCGCGUGCCGACGGUGCUGCAGCAGACGGAAAACGGCUUCAUCAUGUCCUGGGCCGGCGACGUCAAUCUGCUCGAGGCGUUUGCGCAGGACCAGCAGCUGGACUACGCCGACGUUGGCGCGCGCGUCGGCAAGUGGCUGGGGAACCUCCAGACCGCCGGCGUCGCCGAGGGCCCGGGCGGCUUCGACCCCGUCAACCCGGAGCUCGGUCGGUUCUACAACCCCGGCGGGUUUCUGGACAAGCUCGUGCAGUCCGCACUGCCGGACCCUGCCGAAAGCGAGGCGGUGCUGGCGGCGCUGCGCGGGGUGCAGACGGCCCGGACGUUGACGGCGUGGGACUUCCGCCCGAUGAACACCCUGCUGUCCUCGGCGGGAGGUCCCAAGCCGGAUCUGUACAUUGUGGACUGGGAGCUGUCGCAGUUUGGCGAGGCGGUGGGUGACGUGGCCAUGUGGGCGGUCGAGGCCAUGGUCCUGGAGGCGAAGCACGGAGACCGCGGGAUGCUUGCGGCAUUUUUGCAGGCAUACAGACUGCACUCUGCCGGCAUCAUCGACGAAGCGUUCAAGAUCAAGGCCGGGAUGCUUACUGGGGUCAUGUUGGUUUACUUUAUGCGCAUAGCGGAGCGCCUUUGGGGCUGCACCGAGGAUGAGGUUGCAGCCUGGCGGGAGAGAGCAAUAGAGUUUCUGCGGGCGGGUGCCAACAAGAACUGGGAGUUUUUGGAGUCUAGCGAGAUUGGGAUCCUGAUGGGUUAG
Messenger RNA from Pyricularia pennisetigena, 1056 nucleotides. RefSeq lists its product as uncharacterized. The coding region runs from base 1 to 1056 and encodes 351 amino acids. The transcript has a single exon. The record is from RefSeq and is a predicted model, not a curated record. NCBI's taxonomy places the organism in Eukaryota, Fungi, Ascomycota, Sordariomycetes, Magnaporthales, Pyriculariaceae.